AUGUCGGGCAGCACCGAGCCAUCUUCCUGGGCGGAGGAGAGGAAGGCGCUCGAGCUUGAGCUUGCGGCGGAGCGACGACGCUGCGCGUCGUUGCAGGAGGAGCUGAAGAAGGAGAAGCAGCUGGCUAUCGCGCGCCAGCUGCAGGCGGAGGCUGAGGAGGAGAGGCUGACCAACAAGCUCAUGCAGAGGUUGGACGAGCUCAAGACGGCCAAGCUCACCUUGACACCCGAGGUGGAAGCCGAGGAGGGGCUGGUUGCCAGCCUGAAACGUCGGCUGGACACGCUCACGGCAGACAAGGCCAAGCUCGAGGCCAAGCUGGCGUCCGAUCAAGACUAUGUGGCCAACACCCUCCUGCGCAAGAUCCGGGAGGUGGAGGCCGAGAAGCUCAAGCUCCAGCGGGACAAGGCAAACCUGGAGAACACGCUCGAGGCCGAGCAGGAGUACAUCAGCAACCGCCUGUCCAAGCAGCUGGAGCAGCUGGCGAUGGAGAAGAACACCAUGAUGACGGAGAAGCUGGAGCUGCGCCGGCAGGUGAACGAGCUGGCCGCCUCGGUGGACAAGCUGAACAGAGAGAAGGUGGCUCUGGAGGCCCAGUUUGAACGGGAGGAGGAGCAUGUGGUGAACAAGUUGCAGCGCCAGCUGCAGGCUGUCACCAUCGCCUACUGCAACCUGGAGUCCAAGCUGGAGAGCGCAGGCAUCUCGCCGCGGGAGUCCGGCGGCCCAGGCUUGGACCACACCAUAGAGUGGGUUUACGGGCGGAGCCCCUCCCGGCACAGCACGCGCCUGACGACCGACGGGCGGGACCGGUCGCGCUCCUCCAGCCGCACGAGCUCCUUCAGGGGCGGCGCGGCGCUGGCGGCGGCCAUCGGCACGCCCUCCGCCCCGGGGGCCACCCCGCACGGAGCGCAGGAGCUGGCCUCCCCCCGGGUCUCCCUGGCGCGGCGCUCCUCCUCCUCGGUCACCUCCCGCUCGCAGGAGUGUUGCACCCAAGCACCCUGCAUCAAAGCGUGA
Auxenochlorella protothecoides is the source of this 1011-nucleotide messenger RNA. RefSeq names its product Coiled-coil domain-containing protein 6. Lineage: Eukaryota; Viridiplantae; Chlorophyta; Trebouxiophyceae; Chlorellales; Chlorellaceae. The transcript has 9 exons. The record is from RefSeq and is a predicted model, not a curated record. The coding region runs from base 1 to 1011 and encodes 336 amino acids.